AUGUUACAAAAGAGAAUCCCCAAAACAGUUGGCAAAGUGAAAGAUGAUUCCAACAAUUUUUUUAUUAUAUCUGGAACACUUGAUGAACUUGUUAUAUUUGGAACAUCCGAUGGAAACAAUUCAAACAAAUCCUAUCACUUCAGUUCGGAUGAGCUAGAUUAUGAUACUUUUGUUGAAAUAAAAAAGAAAAUCAACUAUACUUAUGAUUGGUUUACGAGACCAGGAAUUAAGAAAUCUUUAUUAAGUUACCAAUACACUGAUGUUUCAAGUUUAUUGUUAGAAUAUCGUGAUAUUUCAUUGAAUUAUAUAUUUUUAUUUGAACAAAAUGUGACAAUUGAAAUUUCUUCAAUAAUCGAACCAGAAUCAUUAAAUAUUAUUUUCGAUACUAUCAAAAAUGAAUUUGUUCCAUAUCAUUUAUCAAAUGAUAAUAUUGCAAGCGAAGAUUUUAGAAAAUACAAGCCAUUAUUGAGAAAAUGGCAAAAGGAUCUUGACGAUAAUCAAGAAGAUUUAAUUCUAGAAAUGUUUGAGUCAAUGCAAGGUUUAAAAGAAGAUUUCUUUGUACAUGAAGUUUUUGAACCUUUAACUAAUAUCUUGAAAGUAUCUGUACAUAGGAAAUGUAAAUUUGACCUUAUAUUACAAGAACAAAAAGUUGAUUUUUCAGUAUAUUUACCUAUUAAAGGUAAUGAAAUGAAGGAUAUAAUUGACAAAUGUAUUGAUGAUGGAGUAAAAAGUAAUGAUUUAAUAAUUUAUAACUUAUUGAUAGAAG
Molecule: messenger RNA, 766 nt
Organism: Diversispora eburnea
Lineage: Eukaryota; Fungi; Glomeromycota; Glomeromycetes; Diversisporales; Diversisporaceae
Source: the annotation of a GenBank genome assembly